AAUUUUAAUCAGUUGCCCGUUCAAGUACUUCCAUCCACUCUUAAAGUUUGAUGCCACAGCCACAAGGAGACGCCACCGGAGCACCCUUUGUCCGCCAGUUACACCCGGAUGCCCUCGAGCCACUAUCACUGGCCGUCGGAAAACCGCAAAUUGCACGUUGCCCUGGCCAAGGAUAUGCCGCAGCAAGUUCUGGCGAAUUUUGAUGUUUUUGCCAGAUUGAUGAACAUACCCAAAAACAAGGUUUCGAGUGGAAGGAGCCGGAGCCGGAGCAGCAGCACCACCAUGAGAAGGGAGCUGAUGGCCAGGACAAGGACAAGCCACAAGGCGUCGCUGGAGGAAAACAGGAACCCAACUCCCGUUCGUUGUUGCUUCAUUUUGUGUGCCCCUGUUGAAAAACAAAUAACAAUAAUUAUCUUGACAACAAUUUCCGGUAUUUGUGCUCAAGUCGAGCGCAACAAAAGGCAAAAUGAAACUCAACUCAACUUCAGAGACGUGCCAAAGGAUCCAAAGGAGCCAGGACGAGCGCUGGAGGGGCACAGGUUUGAAUAUUCUGCCGCACCCCUUGAUUGCGGUAGAGUGGCAAUACUGGAAGUGGGAGUGGAACUCGAAAUGAGAUUCGCAAUGGGCCUGGCCAUGGAAGUGGGUGGCAUUGUGUGGUUGGGCGACUUGUAA
Molecule: messenger RNA, 672 nt
Organism: Drosophila erecta
Lineage: Eukaryota; Metazoa; Arthropoda; Insecta; Diptera; Drosophilidae
Exons: 1
Coding region: 109-672 (187 amino acids)
Source: RefSeq, a predicted model, not a curated record